CCCGUUUCUCCGAUGAUAUUGGACUGAGUUCCAUCGAUCGAUUGAGCGAGAACUGACAUUGCGAAACUGUAUCUUUGCCUUUAUUGCCGUUCCCGGAGGUCCUGUGAAGAUCUCGAACGAAUUUGUAUUGUGCAUUACAGAAUGGCAGCGACGGUGGCUGGGGGUAGUAGUAGUGGUACCGCUAGCACAAGUGUUCAAUUGCCUGUUUCGUUGUCAGUCCAAGAGAAAGGAAGUAGAAACAAGAGAAAAUUUCGGGCUGAUCCACCACUAAUUGACCCAAACAAGCUUCUUUCUUCGUCCCAAUCAGAAUGCCCUGGUUAUGAGUUCUCUGCUGAGAAAUCAGCAAACAACCCCAGUCAUGACCAAUGUAUCUGUGACCUAUGCGGCCAUAGCCAAGACCAAACCGAUGCUUUAAAAUCUGACCUUAGCUUGUCAGCUACACUGGGGCCAUCUGAGGUUGGGCCCAGUCGGCCUAGAGAGGAACUAGACUCAGAGGAGGUCCAAGAAGCUGACUGGAAUGAUCUUACAGAAAGCCAGCUUGAAGAACUUGUUUUGAGCAAUUUGGAUACAAUUUUCAAGAAUGCCAUUAAGAAGAUUGCUGCAUGUGGGUACAGUGACGAGGUUACCACAAAGGCUGUUUUGAGGUCUGGCCUUUGUUAUGGCUGUAAGGACACUGUAUCAAACAUUGCCGAUAAUACCUUAGCCUUUUUGAGAACUGGUCAAGAUAUUGACUCCUCGAGGGAAAAUUUCUUUGAAGACUUACUGCAGCUGGAGAAGUAUAUUUUGGCUGAGAUGGUUUGUGUGCUUAGGGAGGUUAGGCCAUUCUUUAGUGUUGGGGAUGCAAUGUGGUGCUUGUUGAUCUGUGACAUGAAUGUAUCCCAUGCUUGUGCAAUAGAUGGUGAUCCUUUAAGUAGUUUUGGUGAUGAGGCUCCUGGGGGCAGUUCCUCUGUUUCUACACUUACCCAAUUGAAAUUAGAGGCAAACAGUUCUGAAGUCAAUCUUCCGAAUCUUAACAAAUCAAAUCCUGAAUUUGCUUGUCCCCAUACUUCUCAAUCUGAAACACACACUGUGACAGGUAUACCAAAUUUACCUAAUCCCCGUAAUCCCCUUGUUCUUGAAGGGCUACGCCCAGAGAAAGAAGGCCAAAUUUCCCAAUCUGAUAAUGCGGAGAAAUCCUCCAAUGUUACUGGAGACCGUGUGCAGACCGCAUCCCAGUCUUCUACUCUAGAGGAAAAGCCAGCAGGUGGUAGAAAGGGUCAUUCAAACAUUUCAAAGAGAGAGUCAAUUCUCCGACAGAAAUCACUUCACCUGGAGAAAAACUAUCGUGCAUAUGGGUCUAAGGGGGCUCUGAGAGCAGGAAAGCUCAGUAGUUUGGGUGGUUUGAUUUUGGAUAAGAAACUGAAGUCAGUCCCUGAUUCUAGUGGUGUAAAUAUGAAGAUUUCCUCCUUAAAGACAAGUAAGGUGGUGGGAGUUGAUGAGUCUCAAGCUGAUGGAAACCGUAAUCUUUCCUUAAAUGCUGGAACCUCUACACCAUCACCUUUUAACCCCAAAACUGCCAAUACUACAUCUACAUUGCCUACAGAAAAUGCCCCCUCUUCAUUUUCCACAGCCAAUACCCCAGCUGCGCUACCUUCAGCCAAUACUACAUCAACAUUGCCUACAGCAAACACAGAGCUCUCUCUUUCACUGUUUUCAGGAAGCAAUACUGCUUCAAAGUCCCUCAGUUGCAAUGUUAAUGGGAGCUUAUUUGGGAUUCCUUAUGACAAGUCCCUGGGCAGGUGGGUCCCACAAGAUGAGAAGGAUGAGAUGAUACUGAAAUUGGUUCCUCGGGUGAGGAGGCUACAGAGCCGUCUCCAUGAGUGGACUGAAUGGGCCAAUCAAAAGGUCAUGCAGGCUGCUCGUCGGCUGAGUAAAGACAAAGAUGAACUUAAGAGCCUGAGGCAAGAGAUAGAAGAGGUUGUGCGUCUCAAGAAAGAAAAGCAAACACUUGAGGAGAACACCAUGAAGAAGCUGUCUGAGAUGGAGUAUGCAUUGGGUAAGGCUACUGGCCAGGUUGAGCGAGCUAAUUCAGCUGUUCGCAGGCUUGAAGUGGAGAAUGCUGAGCUGAGGCAUGAGAUGGAGGCUGCUAAAGUACGUGCUGUAGAGUCGGCUGCAAGCUGUCAGGAAGUGUCAAAAAGGGAGAAGAAAACGCUGAAGAAGUUCCAGUCAUGGGAGAGACAGAAAAUCUUGUUUCAGGAGGAGCUUGUUACUGAAAGGCGGAUGCUGGCUCAGCUGCAUCAGGAACUAGAACAAGCUAAAGAUUUGCAAGAUCAACUUGAGGCUAGAAGGAAACAGGAAGAGAACGCAAAGGAAGAGUUUCUGACAUUGGCCAGUUCCAUAAGAAAAGAAAGAGAACAAACUGAGGCCUCUGCGAAAUUGGAGGAAGACAUGAUCAGACAAAAAGCGGAAAAUGAUCUUCAGAGAUAUAAAGAUGAUAUCCAGAAGCUUGAGAAUGAGAUCUCUCAAUUAAGACUCAAAGCUGAUUCCUCAAAAAUUGCUGCGCUACGGAGGGGCAUUGAUGGAAGCUACAAUAGCUGUCUGACAGAUGGCAAAAGUGCAUUGGGCUUCAAAGGGAUCCAGUCCCCUUCCAUCUCUGAUACAAUGGCUAAUUUCCAGGAUUACUUGGGAACUGGAAGCCUGAAACGUGAGAGGGAGUGUGUCAUGUGCUUAUCUGAAGAGAUGUCUGUGGUUUUCCUCCCAUGUGCUCAUCAGGUUGUUUGCACCAAGUGCAAUGAGCUCCAUGAGAAGCAGGGGAUGAAGGAUUGUCCUUCUUGUAGGACCCCCAUCCAGCGGCGAAUUUAUGUACGCUAUGCUCGCUCGUAGCUUUCCAUCUACAUAGUACACUGUGUUGGGUCAUCUAAAUAAUGACUUUUUGAGUUCCUUGGAAAUGAGUAAUACAUCAGAAUCAUUGAGUACAGACAGUCAAGUUCCCCUAUAAAUUAUGAGAUUGUUACUUG
Telopea speciosissima is the source of this 2996-nucleotide messenger RNA. RefSeq names its product putative E3 ubiquitin-protein ligase RF298. The record is from RefSeq and is a predicted model, not a curated record. The coding region runs from base 142 to 2862 and encodes 906 amino acids. The transcript has 4 exons. NCBI's taxonomy places the organism in Eukaryota, Viridiplantae, Streptophyta, Magnoliopsida, Proteales, Proteaceae.